Cladocopium goreaui is the source of this 1891-nucleotide messenger RNA. The record is from the annotation of a GenBank genome assembly. NCBI's taxonomy places the organism in Eukaryota, Dinophyceae, Suessiales, Symbiodiniaceae.
UGCUUCGGUCGCUACAAGCUACGGCAUUUUGUUGGCGAUAUCCGCCGCAGAUUCUUCAAGGUGUCCUUUGUGGAUGGCUCAAUCUACGUUGCCAAAUGCAGGCAGCGGUGUCUUCAGCCACCAGCCCACGCAGAAUCGCUCCGUGGUGCUGCAGCUGCCAGCUCGCUUAGCGGAGCUCUCGCAGCUGUCUUCCUACGUCUUCGGGAUGCAAAGUGAUGGUGAGGCGAUGAGCCAAGUGAUGCUUGGUGUGGGUUCUUUGGUGAAUCACGGUGCAUCCAAUCAGCAGGUCAACUGCGAUCUGCAGCUGGAUUACCAGGGUUUCGGAAUCCUGAGGGCAAGGAGGGAGAUCACACCAGGGGAAGAGCUCUUCAUUUCUUAUGGCUCCAGCGAAUGGUUUACUGACCGCGGCUUGGUGUCGCAGCCGGUGCAGACACCCGUCGACAGGCAAGCUGGAGGCCAUUGCUUGAGCCACUUGCAGCCAGAUCCGUCGUCAUUGGCCCUUCUGGCAGCGUCCCAAAUCGUGGCUGAGGAACACUUGAGGACUCCAGCCUUUCUGAUCGCUUCAGAUGUCGCCCACGAGUCGAUGCUACCAUAUGCCCUGGUAGUUGAAGAGGUGAUGAUUUUGCCGCUUUGGCCUGGGCGCUUGGCCAAGGAAGACAAACAGCACCCUGCGAACGUGAGGCUUGAAGUAUUGGCUGAUGGCCUGCCGGUACAUUUGGCCAAUGUCAAGGCUCAUGACGUUUGCGAUUCAACUGGGACGCGCAUCGAUGUGGUGAUGACUGCCCUGCGAGACAUUUCCAAAGGAGAGCGGCUCAUCGCUGCAGAUUGCGCGGAAGGCUGCCUGUUCCCUUCCGGUUGGGCUACCAACCUGACUGAACGGAGGCAACAAGCUGCAGAAGCUGGUGAUGUGCGGGCUCAGUUUCAGCUAGCCCAACGCUGGCGGCAAGGAGUUCCCUCGGCUGACAUGGCAAACAGCACUGAGGCUUUGACUUGGUACCUUCAAGCGGCCAAGCAGAACCACACUCAAGCCAUGCUACAGCUGGGUGCUUUGCUCCACGAUGGUGAUAGUCUGCACCCGGGCAACGCCUCUUCAGCCUUUGAUUGGUAUCUUGCAGCAGCACAACGGGGUAGUGCCACUGGACAAUUUCUGGUGGGUUUGGCUUACAGCAACGGAGAUGGCGUUGCCAAGAACAUUUCCAAGGCUAGCAAGUGGUUGAGUUUGGCGGCAUCGCAGGGCAGCUCCAAUUUUGCCAAGGCAUCCAAAGCGAUGUAUAACCUGGCUAUAUUCUACCGAGAAGGUUUGGGAGUUGCAAGAGAUGUUGAGAAGGCUUUCUACUGGUGCAGAAAAGCGGCAGAGCAAGGUGACCACGACAAGGCCAUGUACAACCUCGCCACAGCCUACAGCCGUGGCGAUGGCACAUAUGUUGAUUUCGAAGAGGCAGCCAACUGGUAUCAGCGCGCAGCUGAUAUGGGACACACCAUGGCUCAGUACAACUUGGGCUAUUCGUACUUGGUGGGCCAGGGUCGACAAACCAAUGCCACUCUUGCAGCCCAGUGGUUCCGACGGGCUGCAGAAGGCAACAGCAGCAAUGGCCAAUUCAUGAUGGGAUUGCUGCAUAGCCAAGGUCGCGGUGUUGCUGCGGAUCCCGAGAUGGCAGUGCAAUGGUACCGACGAGCUGCCGAACAGGAUCAAGGCCAGGCGCAAUACAAGUUGGCAGCUGCGCUGGAAGCAGGCCAUGGCGUGCCAAGCGACCAAGCAGAGGCAGACUAUUGGUAUGCUAAGGCAGCAGUUCAUGGCUACAGGCGGUCACACCUCAGCAGCUUGUGGCAUUUCGUGCGUGGCAUUUUCAGCACUUUCUCUCGGACAAGCAGAGGAAAAGAGUUGUGAAAA